Molecule: messenger RNA, 265 nt
Organism: Diversispora eburnea
Lineage: Eukaryota; Fungi; Glomeromycota; Glomeromycetes; Diversisporales; Diversisporaceae
Source: the annotation of a GenBank genome assembly
AAACAGUACCCAAGAAGUUAAAAGCAGAAUAGAUCAAAUAUGGGUAUCAGAUAACUUAACAGAUCAACUUUUUUGUACAGAUAUUAUACCCUCAGAUUUGGAAAGUCAAAGUAACCAUGCAUGUGCAAUAGCAGAAAUAGAAGACAAUUUUCUUAAAUAUACUAAAUCUAUAACAGAUUCUGAUAAAAUUCUAAAUAAAAUAGAAUUUAACUUCAAGGGAACAUCUGAAAAAAAUGGAAAAAAUUCAAAUCCUAGAUUGAAUUGA